Molecule: messenger RNA, 378 nt
Organism: Eucalyptus grandis
Lineage: Eukaryota; Viridiplantae; Streptophyta; Magnoliopsida; Myrtales; Myrtaceae
Exons: 1
Coding region: 1-378 (125 amino acids)
Molecular function (GO): nucleic acid binding; RNA-DNA hybrid ribonuclease activity
Source: RefSeq, a predicted model, not a curated record
AUGUCGCAAAAAUCAGUUAAAGGCCGGGUGAUUGCUGAUAUGUUAGCAGAUUACCCUAAAGAAGUAGGCGAUGAUCAUUCCUCAGAUGACCGAAUCUCAACAGUAGAAGAGGACACGUGGACUAUGUUUUUCGAUGGAGCUGUAAAUUUGUCAGGUUCAGGCACUGGGGCGGUCUUGAUAUCCCCAAAUGGGCAACAUUAUCCUGUGGCUGCAAAAUUGAUGUUUCCAUGCACCAACAAUAUAGCUGAAUAUGAAGCAUGCAUCAUCGGCCUACAAGCGGCUAUUGGAAUGGAAGUGUCAAAACUAAAAGUGUUCGGUGACUCCGCCUUAAUCAUCCUCCGAGCGUGGGCGAGUGGAAGACAAGAGAUGCCAAACUAG